Molecule: messenger RNA, 1977 nt
Organism: Penicillium longicatenatum
Lineage: Eukaryota; Fungi; Ascomycota; Eurotiomycetes; Eurotiales; Aspergillaceae
Gene: ccg9
Product: putative trehalose synthase (Ccg-9)
Exons: 6
Coding region: 1-1977 (658 amino acids)
Molecular function (GO): glycosyltransferase activity
Source: RefSeq, a predicted model, not a curated record
AUGCCUACUAACGGUGAUAAAUUUGAGCGCCGUGACUCGGUGGUGCAACAACGGCGACUAUCAAAGCAGUUUAAAAAUUGCUCGUGGCUAGCUCCCCCAUCAGAUACUAUUUAUGCAGGAAUUUCGGGCUACUUUUCAACAAGCAAGCCUUCCACCGUCGCUAUUGCCUUUCGCGAUACUACUUACCUACUGGACUUCAUCGAGAAGGUGUUUGAUACCCCCGAGCACAAAGAAGGUGCAGAAGCAACGAUAGAUUUCAUUGUCUCGGAACUGAAGUCAUAUGGAGAAAAACAUCUGGAAAAGAUUAUUGGCGCUUGCAUGCCCAAACAUGUUGCGGACAGAUUACCCAGACUGUGCUCACGCCUAUGGGCAGAGCUUGACAUCCUCUGUCUAGUACUUCCAGAAUCUACUCUGGACGAUCAAUACACCUCACGUGUCCCAAAGGGCACAAGGAAGGGGGACCCCAAAUCGAUCGACGAGCAGGCGGAGUCCAUGUCACGAAAAUGUGUGCGAUUGUUUGGCCCGGAGAACCUCCCCUUGCUACAAGUGGGUUUCAUGGGUCUCGUCGAAGUUGAUACAAAUUUCCAUGUCCAAAUAACGGAUCUUGAUGGUUUUAAGUCAACUGUGUCUCCUAGAACGUGGUCUGCCGUGGAGCACUACGCUGCUGACCUGAAGGAACGAAAUGUUCGAAUUGCCUUCUUCAGUGCAACUCCGCAGGGUGGUGGAGUAGCCCUGAUGCGGCAUGCCCUGGGGGUUGCACGACCUGGUGAGCGAUUGACUAUCGAUAAUAAGAAAUUGCUGCACGAAUGGAUUGAAGAAAACGCCAGACGAUACUGGACCGGGCCUAACGGUCCACUACUAGCCCCAUCAGAGGGAGGAGCAGAUGUGAUCAUCGUGGAUGACCCUCAGAUGCCAGGUCUCAUACCUAUCGCCAAGAAGCAUGCACCAAACCGACCAGUCAUCUUUCGUAGUCAUAUUCAGAUUCGCAGCGAUCUUAUCAAGCAGCCAGGAUCCCCGCAGGCUGAAGCAUGGGAGUUUCUUUGGAGUCAAAUUAAGCUUGCCGACUGUUUCAUCAGUCAUCCUGUAAGCUCAUUUGUACCAAGCGAUGUCCCACCAGAGAUGGUGGGCUAUAUGCCAGCGGCGACAGAUUGGCUGGAUGGGUUGAACAAGAACAUGCGCGAGUGGGAUGUAGCCCACUACGGCCGCAUCUUCAAUACAGCCUGCAGACUUGCAGAUAUGACGACGAUUUCUUAUCCUGAAGAUAAGUACAUCGUGCAGAUCGCACGGUUCGACCCAUCCAAAGGCAUCAUGGAUGUACUGGAUUCGUACGAGAAGUUUUACGACCGACUAGUCAAAGCUCGGCCUGAUCUGGUACCUCCAAAGCUAUUGAUCUGCGGCCAUGGGUCGGUGGAUGACCCGGAUGGAACAGUGAUUUACGAUGCUGUGAUAGAUCAUAUUGAAAAGAAUAUUCCACACUUGCGGCAUCUGAUCUGCGCCAUGCGGCUGCGGCCUUCAGAUCAGGUUUUGAAUGCUCUUCUCUCCAAGGCUACUAUUGCACUCCAGUUGUCUACCCGUGAAGGGUUCGAAGUCAAAGUCUCCGAGGCCAUCCACAAGGGCAAGCCAGUGAUCGUCACGCGUGCUGGUGGAAUCCCCCUGCAGGUUGAGCACGAUAAGAACGGAUUCUUGGUGGACGUGGGUGACACCGAUGCCGUUGCACAGCAUUUGUAUGAUUUGUGGACGGACGACGCCCUUUACCGCCGUAUGUCGGACUAUGCCCACAGCCACGUCUCGGAUGAGAUGGGCACGGUGGGCAAUACCAUGCUUUGGCUUUACCUCGCCUCAAAGUUGACCAAGGGGGAAGCGAUGAAGCCAAAUGGGCGCUGGAUUAAUGACAUGGCCUUCGAGGAGCUUGGUCUUCCCUCGACAAGAAACGUGGACCAUCUCAAGCGAGCAGUGCAGGUGAAAAACAUGGGAUGA